GUUCAGUUUAGGAAUAGCGGUCUCGGCGAAACAUUACAUUUUGUACUGUGUUUUGGAAAAUUUCUUGGGUGCACAUAUACAAAACUAUGAAACUCCUUUCAAUCUCAAUUUUUUUGAUGCUGUUUCAUGAAGGAAUUUCAGACUACAUAGCCGGUCAAGAGGUUUUCUUCAACUCGUUGAAACAGCUAGAGAUCGACCGCCAGGAGGCACUGCUUAAGCUACCUUACGAUCCUCUGCUGGGGAAAGAAGCACAAAAUGACGGGUUAGUCAGGUCAGCGGUUGUACGGUCCAAGAGGGCUAUCACGAACGAGAAAAGCAAUACCAUCCGCUUAAACUUUCCCGACAACCUUCCCAAAGAAAAUGGCACAGGUCGAGUGGAAGUUUACCAUGACAACCAAUGGGGUACGGUGUGCGACAAAGCCUGGGACAUCAAAGACGCCUUCGUUGUAUGCAAUGAACUGGGACUGGUCAAAGCGAUCCAAGAGACAAAGAAAGCCAAAUAUGGUCAAGGUCAAGGUCCCGUAUGGCUUAGCAAUGUGCAGUGCUCAGGAGGAGAGAGUUCUCUGCUAAGCUGCCCUCACUCUGGGUGGGGAAACGUUGGUAGUUGUACCCAUGGUAACGACGCAGGUGUAAAGUGUUUGCAAAAAGGUCUUCCGCGUUUGAUUGAGGUUGGCUGUUAUAAAGACAGUAAAACCAAUCGAGCCCUUCGAACUCUGUACGCCUAUCUACGAAAGGAAAUCGAUUGGUAUAACAUAAGAAACAUGGUUACCAAGUGUGCCGAAAAAGCCUGGCAACGAGGAUUCCGAUAUUUUGGAAUCCAAUUUUACGGAGAAUGCUGGAGUGAUGAAGAAGCCGAGACACGAUACGAUAUGUAUGGGGAGGUUGGACAACUACAGAGCAAUCAGAACUGUAUUGAAGGCGUUGGGAUGCACUGGGCAAAUUUUGUGUACAAGUUUGCACCUUGGUCGGACCUGGGAUGUUGGAAGGAUAAUACACGUGACCGAGCAAUGGAAAAGUUGCUAGUGAACCUGCGAUCCCAGAUUGAUUGGUUUAACAUCGGUAAAACUGUCGAUCUUUGCUACCAGGCCGCAAAGAAAGAUGGGAAGAAGUAUUUUGCCGUGCAGUUUUACGGCGAAUGCUGGGUGGAUAAAGAUGAUACAACUUACACGAAGCAUGGAUCGAGCACAUCCUGCUGGAGUGGAGUGGGAAAACAAAGAACAAACUAUGUGUACAGUGUUCUGUGGUAAGAAGGUCAUUUUCACCGAUUUCUUCACAAGGAGCGUAUCUUUGGCUAGAUGAAGCUGUCGCAGACGUUUUCCACAAUUUGAAUAACAACUAGUUUUGAUCAAAACACUGUAUAAGAAAUAAACACAAGCAAAGUUAA
Pocillopora verrucosa is the source of this 1384-nucleotide messenger RNA. RefSeq lists its product as uncharacterized. NCBI's taxonomy places the organism in Eukaryota, Metazoa, Cnidaria, Anthozoa, Scleractinia, Pocilloporidae. The record is from RefSeq and is a predicted model, not a curated record. Gene Ontology annotation, cellular component: membrane.